CUUCGCCCGUGGGUACUGCAUGGCAACAUGACGCAAGCGAGCCACUAGCCUUACUACCAGUUCACCCUCCACGAGAAUCAGCCGAUCCCUGUGUGGGAGCAGCGCAUGUCAAAAUUUUCUGUUACUGUCACGACCAUAUGACUCGGACACAGUCCCACGUACGACUUGGAUGGUCGGGACAAUCAUAUUUACCCGAUGUCCGUCUAUGCUACAACCUGCUAUACUAUCAAAAGGAACUUCACGACAAGAAGACUUUGAGCAAUCUCAAGGUUUGCCGGCGCUCAAUUCUCCAAACAAUGAGCCACUCUAUCAAAUUGUGGAUAGUGGACUUUUCCCGGGAUCCUACAAAAGGCUCAUUGCCAGUCUCCGCAUCUUCAAUUUCUAAGACUUACAAGUCAUUUUCCAUCCCCAGCCUUCCUUGCUUAAUUUCUAGUUAGAACUUGAAGACCUUGCUGAUUCACAAAUGAUCACCGACCGUUUGCACGCAAUCCAAAACAGGGACACCGCAAGCACUUCUAGCGCGGAGUCAGACUCAGAUGACCGAUCGUCCCUGAUGGACGUGGAGUGGCACAACUUGGAGGACAGCCAUUACAGGCUGAACCCUUUGUGGCCUGAAAAUAUCUCAGACUCACUUCCCCCCGAACUCCAACCGUUUCUGCUAUCAGGUCCAGUGCGCCCUCACCACCUGCAAGACAACCAGACCGAUUGGGCUCUGUUACCCGAGGAUGAUGAGAGAGUUCACCCCAUCAGCGAAGAAUCCUCCCUGUCUGAAGAUGAGACAGAUCACUCCAUCAGCGAGGACUCGUUUGGGGAUGAGACAGACCACUCCAUCGGCGAGCAGUCUCCCGUUUCUGGCGACGAUAAGACACACCACAUCAUCGGCGAAGAGCCUUGCCUUUUUGGGGACUCGGAUGAGAUGAACUACACUGUCAACGACUCGGGAACAUCGACACCUACAAGUUUGCCGCAGGACCGCGCAGUGUUACCUAAUGUCGGAUCGCAGCCUCCAGCGUGGUGGCAAUAUCAUUGGGCUCCCUCUAAUGUCAGGCUACAGCAUCCCGGGGUCCAGCAUGAUGCUCGGAUGCCCUCCAGUGUCGGGUUCCAGCCUUCUGCAGGGCCGCAUUAUCCUUGGGCUUACUCUAAUGUCGAGCUACAGCAUCCUAUGGUCCAGCAUAAUGCUCGGAUGCCCUCUAGUGUCGGGUUCCAGCCUGCGGGGCAGUAUGAUACUUGGGCCUCCUCCAAUAUCGGGCUACAACAUCCCAGCAUCCAGCAUAAUACUUGGAUGCCCUCCAAUAUCGGAUUCCAGCCUCUCCCUGUGCCGCAUCAUUAUUGGAUGCCGCCGAGCGUGGGGGCCAGUAGCAUGGUGUUGCCACCUCCGAACCCGAUAUAUCCCUACUAUGCCACAAACACCGCGUUUCCGCCACACGCUCGAUUUUAUCCAUCUGCCAAUGCUUCCACAGCCUCACUCCCGAGGACGACGUCAUUUAGACAUGGUGCACAUAGACCGGGAAUGAAGAAGACCUGAGAAGAGAUUGAGGACUCGAGAAAUGGUGUAGAUAGAGAUUUCAGCGUUAUAUGUCGCAUAGAUCAUGUACACCAUUCAUUAUUAAAUGGGUACAUACAAGUCUGUAUAUACAGUCUAGCAAUCUGAGUCGAGAUUG
Messenger RNA from Suillus bovinus, 1661 nucleotides. RefSeq lists its product as uncharacterized. Bases 464 to 1525 code for a protein of 353 amino acids. Lineage: Eukaryota; Fungi; Basidiomycota; Agaricomycetes; Boletales; Suillaceae. The transcript has a single exon. The record is from RefSeq and is a predicted model, not a curated record.